This is a messenger RNA of Dromiciops gliroides (monito del monte), 621 nucleotides long. RefSeq names its product interleukin 10 (gene IL10). The transcript is spliced from 5 exons. Gene Ontology annotation, molecular function: cytokine activity. The record is from RefSeq and is a predicted model, not a curated record. Gene Ontology annotation, biological process: immune response. Gene Ontology annotation, cellular component: extracellular region. NCBI's taxonomy places the organism in Eukaryota, Metazoa, Chordata, Mammalia, Microbiotheria, Microbiotheriidae. Bases 1 to 621 code for a protein of 206 amino acids.
AUGAAGACCAGCAAAGUGAAGGAUAGUACCAGUAGGGCUUGCUCCUGCAAAACAGAGCUACCAGCCAGAUCCCAGGACACAAAGCAAAGCCCUACCAUGCCUACCUCGGUGCUGCUGUUCUGCUUGCUUUUCCUGACUGGCCUCAGCCCCAAUUCUGCCUCAGAGGACAACUGCAGCAACUUCUCCAUCACAUUGCCCAACAUGCUCCGAGACCUUCGAGCAGCCUUUGGCAAAGUGAAGAUUUACUUUCAAACAAAAGAUAAGCUGGAAAACAAAUUGAUAGACAGAACCUUGCUGGAAGACUUAAAGAGUUACCUGGGCUGCCAGACCUUGUCAGAGAUGAUUCAGUUUUACCUGGACGAAGUGAUGCCUCGGGCAGAGAAGAAUGAGCGGGAUGUCAAAGAGAACGUGGGCUCCUUAGGAGAGAAACUGAGGAUCUUCAGACUGAGGCUCAAACGCUGUCACAGAUUCCUGCCCUGUGAAGACAAGAGCAGAGCUGUGAAACAAGUCAAGAGCACCUACGAGAAGCUCCAGGAACAAGGAGUCUAUAAAGCAAUGGGAGAUUUUGACAUAUUCAUCAACUACAUGGAAGAAUACCUAACAAUGCAUUUCAGUAACUAA